Striga hermonthica is the source of this 1026-nucleotide messenger RNA. Lineage: Eukaryota; Viridiplantae; Streptophyta; Magnoliopsida; Lamiales; Orobanchaceae. The record is from the annotation of a GenBank genome assembly.
AUGGCGAAGUCAAGUUGCGGCACAAUCGGCAGCGAAGCUAGUGAAAGCAUCACGGAGAGGCUGUCUCGCAUCGACGACUUGUACUUUCCCCGCAAGGUACAAUCCUCCGCCGCCGCGGACCCCUCCCAACGCAAAGCCCUCCUUCUCCACCUCCUUUCCACCGACGCCGCCGUCUUCUUGGAACGUUACGGAUCAAAGUUAUCGCUCGACGAGCUCAAUCAGUUCAACGUGUUGAAGGACGAUUAUGAAAUCAAUUGGCACUUAAAUCACCUCCGAAGCAUAAUCGACCCUACGGAGGAGGAGCGGAAGUCUGCAUCGGUGAAGAUAAAGAACCGGAGAUUGGCCUACAUGGACAAGCUGAUGCUGGACGGGCAUUACUUCUCGGAGGAUGCAAUGAGGGAAAGGGAGCCAUACUUGCAUCAUUUGUAUGUAGGGAAGUUUCAGGACUCGAGUGGGAGGAAUAUGGUGAGGCCCGGGGAGCGGUGGUCCGAGACACUCAUGAGGCGGUCAGAGGAAGCCAUGUUGGUGCAGAAGAUCAGAGGCGAGCAGCAAAGGUUGGGAGUGGCUCAGAGUGAGUGGGUCGGGAAUGAAAGUGACAUGCAACAACAAGAGGAAGAAGAGGAAGAGGAGGAGGAAGAAGAGGAAGAGGAGGAGGAAGAAGAGGAAGAGGAAGAGGAAGAGGAAGAGGAAGAGGAAGAUGAAGAGGAAAAAGAUGAAAUCGAAAGAGAAGACACAGUGGAGAAGGAGACAUUGGAAAAUAUGGAAGGCGUAGCAGUUGACCUCCCUAAUAGAAGCUCCCAUGCUCAUCAGUCGGGAGCUGGAGAACGAGAGGCAGACACUUUGUCCGUGGAGAAAAUGCAAGACCGCAUGGACCAAUUCACUCGGAUAAUGCAGCAAAAGUUCUUAACAGGUGAAGAUGAGGAGCACGUGGACUACUCAAAAAUCGAUCAAAAUGAGACCUUGGAUGAUCACUGGAUGAAACAAGCCAAUCAAGAUGCCGAGGAGAAGUACUUUGAUGAUGUUUGA